Molecule: messenger RNA, 207 nt
Organism: Mesorhabditis spiculigera
Lineage: Eukaryota; Metazoa; Nematoda; Chromadorea; Rhabditida; Rhabditidae
Source: the annotation of a GenBank genome assembly
AUGGAUGGAAUGAACAACUGCAAUAUGAACAUUGGAUGCCCGAUGCAAAAACCAUCAGAAGGGAAUGGAUGCGGCGGGUUCCAGAGCUCCGGGUGCCCAUUUUCAGGCGGCCGUCGUCCUCGACCCCGAUCCCAGCAGAGUCCGGCUUCGAAGGACAGCUGCCCGUCCGGCAAUGAAUAUUCCAUCGCGACUACGCAAUAUACGUCG